This is a messenger RNA of Olea europaea var. sylvestris, 2036 nucleotides long. RefSeq names its product histone acetyltransferase HAC1-like. The coding region runs from base 284 to 1714 and encodes 476 amino acids. The transcript has 6 exons. Lineage: Eukaryota; Viridiplantae; Streptophyta; Magnoliopsida; Lamiales; Oleaceae. The record is from RefSeq and is a predicted model, not a curated record.
GAUUAACAAAAAACUCAUUAUUUAUAAAAUAAAUCACGCCCAAAAUUCUGCAAAUAAUCUUUCUCCGACAAAACCCAUUUCAUGAUGAUGAUGGAGCUCGAAUGCUGGAAUUAGCUCACUGCUCGGUGCAGGUGUUCUGGCUAGUUUAGAUAAUGUGGGUGUUGUUAUGAUGGGACAUGACUGAUCAUGAUGCCUCAUUCUGAGUACUUUACUAUAAUUUUGUUCUCUAGAUGCUGAAACUCUGAUUAUUCUUAUUAUUUAUUUAUUAAGUUACAAGGUGAAGAUGAAUUUGCAAGCACACCCUUCAGACCAUAUCUCAGAACAGGCACUUAACCAAGCCGGUACUUUAUUGACUGGGAUACCACAGCAAAAUAUUGCUCUGCCUAGUCAGAUGCAAAAUCCUAGUAUGCAUCGUCGUGUGCAGAACAUGGACCCUGAAUAUAUAGAAGCACGGAGGUUUAUGACUGAAAAGAUAAUUGAAUUUCUCAUGCAGCGGAGGCAGCAAUCUCAUGAGUUACCUGGUAAAAAUAUUUGGGACCUAGCAAGGCGCUUAGAAGAGGGUAUAUUCAGGAUCGCUACAUCCAAGGAGGAGUAUCUAAACCUUGCAACCUUGGAAAGUCGUUUGCAAUUUGUUAUUAGACUAUCAAAGACUAAUCACAACCAGCAAUUUUCACAAGUUAAUACAUCGCCUUCCAUGGGUACAAUGAUUCCAACUCCUGGAUUACCCCAAACCGGUAAUUCAAGCCUGAUGAGAAUGUCGUCUGUGGAUAACUCUAUUGUUGGUAACAGUAGCUCUAAAACAAUUGCAUAUUCCACCAUCAAUUCUGGAAACUUGUUGCUGGCUGGAAAUGGAUCUGUUGGGAGUAAGGCCGGUGGUUCUUUUAGUUCUUCUAGUGGUGCUUUAGCUAAUGGAUAUCAACCAUCAUCAUUGGGGGGUACAGUUAACUCUGUUGGCAAUAACACAGCGACAUCUAUGAGUGUUCCGAGAAUAACAAGCCAAAUGAUUCCCACUCCUGGAUUUUCUAGUUCAGAUAACAAUGAUAUAAAUACUAAUGCUAAUAAUCAGUCUCUGAUAAAAAUGGAGUCCUCUAAUAACAUGUUUGCAUUUCCAGCUUUUGAAUCUACUGAUGUAUCACAGCCGAUGUUGCAAAAGCAGCGAGUUGGUCAAAAUAGUCGUAUUCUGCAUAAUAUUGGCGGCCACAUGGGUGAACUUAGGUCUACAUUGCAGCAAAAGUCGUAUGUUCCAUCAAAUGGGCCCUUAGAUGCGGGGCUGGGGAUGAUGGGAAACAAUAUGUCUCUGAUGAAGGGUCCAGUUGCUUCUGAGGGAUAUUUAACAGGAACAUUAUAUGGCAACUCCCCCAAACCAUUGCAACAACAUUUCGAUCAACAUCAACAGUCAGCAAUGCAGGGUGAUAGAUAUGGAAUUGGAAAAGUUGAGGCUUCAGGGUCUGGUAAUAUACAUUCUCCAGUAACCUCUGUUGGGUCAUUGAUGAACAGUCAGAGCUCAACUGCUGUAUCCUUGCAGUCCAUCCCCAAAACAAACUCUCAUUUGAUGAUAAAUCGUUCGAAUAUGCAAUCUACUCUACACGCAAGUAUGAAGGCGCAAUCAUUUGAUAAAUCUGACAAGAUGAACUUCCAAUUGCAGCAUUCAUCUAGAGAAAAUCUUGUACAAUCUCCUCAACAAGAAUAUCAACAACCAUCUCACCAUUUUUAGCAGCAGAAACUUGGUCAACAUCAACUCCAGCAAAAGCAGAAAAGUCAGCAUCUCCAACCUAUUUUAAUGAAUGACACAUUAGGACAGUCUCAGCUAUCGUGUAGUGUAGGCGUUGAAGGAAAGAUCGAGCCUGGAAUAAAGCAUCAAGAGGAAAGUCUGCACUUGCAAGUCUCUAAGACAUUCGAGUUUUCUGAUUUAGAGAAGUUAUGCCUUAAUAUCAAUUCAUAUUUGAAUUUUCGAUCGACUUUUGUGUGCAUAUUACUAUUUUCAAUUAGUUGGAAGUAGUUAGAAAAAUAAUCAAAAUAAUCACAAUUCUUGUUUA